AUGACUACGACUCAUAAAUGUCAACGUUGUUCUCAAUUACCUCCGCCUCCACCAAUAUUUUCUAUGGGUCCACCUCCAAAAUUUUUAUCUAUGGAGAUUCGUUGUUCAUCUCGUAUGUUAUUAUCAGCAUCCGUAGCACAUGAACAAGUCACUCCAUCAUCAUCAUCAUCAUCGUCGUCGUCUGUAUCUGUCGCUUUGGGAAUCAUGAUCGCUUUACUUAUCACAACUGGUACAGUUAUUUUAAUCAAAAAUCGAAUGAUCAAACGAAGAAAAGGGCGUCAAAGACAGUAUGAUGAUAGUUGUUCAUCAAUCAAGUUUAAUGGUCAUCAUCAUGAUCGACAUUGGAGAAAAUUUCUUCCAUUAUUAAGUGAUAGCUGUAGUAGUGAUCAAACGUUGAGUACACCUUCAAGUGAAUAUCCUUGUGGUUUUAUUGAACCGCUAUUAUCGAAUGAUAUUCAACAUGAAUAUGAACAAAUAAGAUAUAAUAAUUCAGCGCAUUAUUAUUGUCUUGUUUACUGUCGUCUAUGUGCAAAUUAUCAUCACGCAUCAUCCUCAUGUCGUCAAACAAAUAUUAUUCAAUCGUAUUAUCAACAGCAAUGUACAUGUCAUCUUCGUAAUGACGGCCAUUUGUUUGAACUUCAACCUAUGCUAAGAACAAAUAUUGAUGAUAUAAAGCAUCAACUGCCAAUUUAA
Molecule: messenger RNA, 693 nt
Organism: Rotaria socialis
Lineage: Eukaryota; Metazoa; Rotifera; Eurotatoria; Philodinida; Philodinidae
Source: the annotation of a GenBank genome assembly